Messenger RNA from Scaptodrosophila lebanonensis, 618 nucleotides. Its product is annotated as Golgi-associated plant pathogenesis-related protein 1-like. The record is from RefSeq and is a predicted model, not a curated record. Lineage: Eukaryota; Metazoa; Arthropoda; Insecta; Diptera; Drosophilidae. The transcript has 5 exons. Bases 72 to 536 code for a protein of 154 amino acids.
GUUUUACAGUUUUCUUGUUUGUUGUUGUACCGGCGAUUGCCACAAACAUUGAGGAAGAAGUUCUUGAGAAAAUGAACAAGUACCGAAGCAGACACAAAGUACCGCAUUUAACAUUAAACAGGGAUCUCUGCAUAACUGCCAGGGAAUAUGCUGGAAUACUCGCUUUCUAUUCAAGAAUUGAACUGUCCAAUUCUAGGGGUAAUUAUGGCGAAUAUAUGUGCUAUAAGGAAGAUGCGUCCCCAGUGACUUGUGUGGAUGAUUGGUACGAGGGAAUCAAGUAUUAUAACUUUACAGACCCUAAGAUAUAUGACGAAAAUGAGGCCUUCACUCAAAUAGUUUGGAAGAGUACCACAGAUCUGGGCGUUGGCAACAGUAGAAAUUCUCUUGGAGGUAACUUUCUCGUCAUAAGGUAUCUGCCGCCUGGCAACAUAGAUGGUCUGUAUAAGGAAAAUGUGUUAGCACUAAGUGGAAGCUUUACCUUUAAAGGUUCUGUAUAUCUUUUGAUCUUUCUAUUGAGCACAUACUCUUACAUAUAAAAGGAAAAUAACACUAUUAAACACAAGUUAAAUUGUAAUUUAUUAAGUUUCGCAUAAAGGUAUACAUACUACUUAUACUCUA